AUGUUUCAGCGUCUGUUUCUUUCAAUCACGCGGUCACAUGCAGCGGUGAAAGAUAACCGACAACAAUUGAGCAACAAUGGCAAGCCUUACACCAAAACACCGCGUCAAGAAGAGCAACGGCGACCCUAUAUGCCGCCAUCAGCAAAGUCAGCAAACAGUGACACCAAAGCGUCCAGCAACGCCACUUUGGCCAGCUGCACAACUUCCGUGACUGAAAGCAGUGCAGAGGCGUCAACCGCGGAAACCUUUCCCGUUCCGCUGCCGCCGAUGGAAGGAGGUGAAGGAGAAGAAGAAGAGGAGGAAGAGAAGAGUUCACAGCAGCAGGGACUCCCAGACGAAAUCAAGAAUCGGAAGUAUUUGGACAAGCACGGGAAUCUGUUGGAAGUGGAGCUGCUCAAAGAUAUUGAGGAGUUCGGGCUCGAAGACCGCGACAUUGAUCUGAACAGCGACGGAAUCGCCCACUGGAGACUGGCUCCAUCACGCAUGCAUCAAGAAGCCGUCAGGGCAAUCGAUUACCGUGUCACCGUCUCCCAAGGCGAGGAGAACGACCGUCUCCGUACUGAUCAAGGGUUCUCUGUCCUUAUCAACCUUCGGGGUGUUGAGCGGGACCCUGAUUUGGCCGUUUGGGGAAAGGACCACAUAACAACAG
Seminavis robusta is the source of this 649-nucleotide messenger RNA. The record is from the annotation of a GenBank genome assembly. NCBI's taxonomy places the organism in Eukaryota, Bacillariophyta, Bacillariophyceae, Naviculales, Naviculaceae.